Molecule: messenger RNA, 399 nt
Organism: Hansenula anomala
Lineage: Eukaryota; Fungi; Ascomycota; Saccharomycetes; Phaffomycetales; Wickerhamomycetaceae
Exons: 2
Coding region: 1-399 (132 amino acids)
Source: RefSeq, a predicted model, not a curated record
AUGCUUGUUGGUAAAUUUCAUAUAGGGGGUGGUAUACUACUUAUAAUAGUGAUAUUGAUACUUUUCCAUUUAAGAGAAAGGUGGUUACCAAAACUGAGAGUAUGGUUGGGUAAAAGAAGAAUCAGGUUAGACGGAUAUAGUCAUCUCCCUUCAUUUCAAAGGGACAUAGAGAGUGGAUUGACCUCUUCAAAUUUUGAUCUAGUCAUGAACAACAGUGGUGAUACAAGAAAAGGAUUAGAUGAAAAUGCCAAAAGUAAAAUCUUAAAGAUAAUGGAAGAUAACCCAGGACUUUCGUUCGAUGAAGCCAGAUUGAAGUACACUCGUGAAGAACUCUCUAAAAAUCAAAUCGGUCCAGAUGGUAUACCGCUUGAUCCUAGAACAGUUACGUUUGGGAAAUAA